UGCCUCCUCAGUCCCCAGACAACCACAACCCCCUAUCAAAAAUGAAAUCGUUCAUCGUACUCGCUCUCUUCGUCGCCGCCGCCGUGGCCGCGCCCGCCGGUCCCGACGCCGACGCCAAAAUUGUCCGCUACGACAGCGACAACAUCGGGGUUGAUGGAUACAACUACGCUGUCGAGACCUCCAACGGUAUCUCCCAGCAAGAGCAGGGUCAGCUAACCAACCCUGGAACUGAGAACGAGGCCAUUUCCGUCCGCGGACAGUUCUCCUACACCGGCCCUGAUGGCCAGCAGUACACCGUCACCUACGUCGCUGACGAGAACGGCUUCCAGCCCCAGGGUGCCCAUUUACCCGUCCCCCCUCAGUAAAUCUUCCUCCCCCUAGUAAACCCAAAACUCUAGUCCAAAAAUAAUAAUACUCACUUCCUACACCUUCUUCACCUGUUGAUCGUUCAAGCGAUUCUGUGAUAAGAUCCCGAAAUCAUGUUGUUAAUAAACAUUUAAUGUUUUAGUAAAUUUUA
Molecule: messenger RNA, 517 nt
Organism: Pectinophora gossypiella (pink bollworm)
Lineage: Eukaryota; Metazoa; Arthropoda; Insecta; Lepidoptera; Gelechiidae
Product: flexible cuticle protein 12-like
Exons: 3
Coding region: 42-365 (107 amino acids)
Cellular component (GO): chitin-based extracellular matrix
Molecular function (GO): structural constituent of chitin-based larval cuticle
Source: RefSeq, a predicted model, not a curated record